Molecule: messenger RNA, 1634 nt
Organism: Beta vulgaris subsp. vulgaris (sugar beet)
Lineage: Eukaryota; Viridiplantae; Streptophyta; Magnoliopsida; Caryophyllales; Amaranthaceae
Product: UDP-rhamnose/UDP-galactose transporter 4
Exons: 6
Coding region: 423-1436 (337 amino acids)
Cellular component (GO): Golgi apparatus
Molecular function (GO): UDP-galactose transmembrane transporter activity; antiporter activity
Source: RefSeq, a predicted model, not a curated record
AAAAACAAAAAACAUAAAGUUAAAACUCCAAUUGUGCAAAAUUACCAUGAAAACACAAAACUUGUGCCUCUUCUCACUCUCUUUGAAUCUACGUCUCUUUCUAUCCAACUUUAAUGGCGAUUACGAAACCCUCUAAUUUUAUAUAUAAUUACAGAAUUUCCAUUGUUGUCUUCUUUCUCUCUCUUCUGCGAGUUUUUUUCGCGCUCCUUUACGUUCUUUCUUCUUCAACUCAACCCAACUUUUACUGUUUACUUCUUUAGUCUUUUCAUUCUUUUUUAGUCAAAUUUGGUUGAUUUUUCCCAGUUAUUCAGUGUACAGGAGGAUUUGCAGUUAGCGUCUGGAUUACCUCUCAGGGGCGGUUUUCCGGUCAAGGUAGCCGGCUCUAGAGUGGUAACAAGGUUUUUGUAGUGACGACUUCCAAUAUGACUUCCUCAAAUAAGGGUGAUAGGAAAGCUGCUCUCGAUAUGGGGGCAUGGUUGUUCAAUAUCGUCACUUCGGUGGGGAUCAUCAUUGUUAACAAGGCUUUAAUGGCAAACUAUGGUUUUACUUUUGCUACAACAUUGACUGGUCUCCAUUUUGCAACAACCACUCUUAUGACUUUUACUCUCCGUUGGCUGGGAUUUAUCCAGCCAACAAAGUUGCCAUUCUCGGAAAUACUGAAGUUUGUUAUCUUUGCAAACUUCUCCAUUGUUGGAAUGAACGUGAGUCUGAUGUGGAAUUCUGUGGGAUUUUAUCAGAUUGCAAAACUGAGUAUGAUUCCAGUAUCCUGUCUUCUUGAAGUGGUAUUUGACAGCGUGCGAUACUCCAGGGAUACAAAGCUCAGCAUUGUACUAGUCCUGCUGGGGGUUGCAGUCUGCACCGUCACAGACUUAAGCGUGAAUGCCAAGGGUUUCAUUUCUGCUCUGGUGGCUGUAUGGAGUACUGCUCUUCAACAAUAUUAUGUACAUCAUCUACAACGCAAGUAUUCUAUUGGUUCUUUCAAUCUAUUGGGCCGUACUGCUCCGGUGCAGGCUGCUUCACUGCUACUUGUCGGGCCGUUUGUCGACUAUUGGCUGACAGGCCUAAGAGUUGAUGCUUAUGCAUACACUUCAGUGUCUUUGUUCUUCAUAAUUCUCUCCUGCACCAUAGCAAUAGGCACCAACCUCAGCCAGUUCAUCUGCAUUGGUAGAUUUUCAGCCGUGACCUUCCAAGUGCUCGGCCACAUGAAGACUAUUUUUGUGUUGGUCAUGGGAUUCGCUUUCUUCGGAAAAGAUGGUCUCAACUGGCAUGUUGUUUUGGGUAUGAUUAUUGCCAUCUUUGGAAUGAUGUGGUAUGGCAAUGCUUCAUCCAAGCCUGGAGGCAAAGAGCGCUGGUCUCCUCCGGUCUCUGAUGCCGAGUCACAAGAUCUUGACAAGUUGUUAGGGGCCAAAUCUGAUGAGCCAAGUGAGAAGGUAUAGAUUUAUACAGAGAUUAAGGAAACAAAUAAAUGUGGUACACUUGAGAAAAUAGCUGAUGAAAAACAAUUCUUUGAGAAUUUCCCAUCUAUUUGAAUAGUAUUAUUUUUUUGUUAUAGUCAACUUAUUUUGUUCGUUAUACUGUAGACUAUAGAGUGAACACCAAGAUAUAUAGCAUGAAUACCUCCAUUAUUUUGUCUA